Nematocida minor is the source of this 312-nucleotide messenger RNA. RefSeq lists its product as uncharacterized. Bases 1 to 312 code for a protein of 103 amino acids. The transcript has a single exon. The record is from RefSeq and is a predicted model, not a curated record. NCBI's taxonomy places the organism in Eukaryota, Fungi, Microsporidia. Gene Ontology annotation, molecular function: nucleic acid binding.
AUGGGACGCCCAGAGCCUUUCUACAUGAAGUUUGUGAGACGGAGCCAAGAAAGGAAGAGAGAGCAGCAAAAUACAAUUAUAGAUAAUAUUUCAGCAGGCCUGAAGGAAACAAUAGGAUACGCAAUACUGCUGCGGAUGGGAUGGAACACAACCGAAGGACUUGGAAAAAACAAAGAUGGGAGAACAAAUCUCAACGGACUGAUGCAGCAGCAAAGAGCGGUGAAAAAGCCUUGUCCGUACAGAAUAAACUACGAGGCAGCAGAGGCAGAGUACAACUCGCUCCUAAAAGAGAAAGCAGAGGGGAGCAAAUAG